AUGGAUUCUGUUGGAGUUAUUGACCUACCAAAUAUCAGUUCAAUAAUCAAAGAAUCAGGGACAAUACAUCCAAAUACUACUAGCACUGCAAAGUCGACGAUAACAUUUUCAUCAACACCAGAAACCAUCUCAACUAUAUUCAGCACUCCAGCAAUACUAGAAACAAACUUAACUACACUGAGCACUUCAGCAACGGAAUUCUCAACUCCAACCACUACGGCACCAUCGAUGAGUUCUCCAGUAAAAUUAGAAACCAAUUCAACUACAUUAAGCAAUCCAACAACAUUCGGAACAAAUUUAACUGCAGCAAGUACUUCAAAAACAGAAUCUACAAUUCCAAGUACUUUUGUGCCUUCGACGAGUUUUAUAGCAGUACCAGGAAUCAACUUAACUAUACCAAGCACUCUAGUAAAACCAGGAACAAACGUAAUUACUCUGAGUACUUCGGAAAUAAAAUCCUCAACUCCAAGCACUUCGGUACCAUCGCUGAGUUCUUCAGCUGCAUCAGGAACUAGCUCAACUAAACCGAGCAAUCCAGCAACUCCAGAAACCAAUUCAAUAACAUUAAACACUCUAAAAACAGAAUCUACAACUCCAAGCACUUCAGCGCCACUGCUGAGUUCUUUUACAGUACCAGGAUUCAACUUAACUACACCAAGCACUCUAGUAAAACCAGAAACAAACUUAAUUACACUGAGCACUUCAGAAAUAGAAUCCUCAACUCCAAGCACUCCGGUACCACUGCUGAGUUCUUCAGUAGUAUCAGGAACUAGCUCAACUACACCGAGCACUCCAGCAACACCAGGAACCAACUCAAUUACACUGAGCACUUAA
Phymastichus coffea is the source of this 834-nucleotide messenger RNA. RefSeq names its product mucin-2-like. The record is from RefSeq and is a predicted model, not a curated record. The transcript has a single exon. The coding region runs from base 1 to 834 and encodes 277 amino acids. NCBI's taxonomy places the organism in Eukaryota, Metazoa, Arthropoda, Insecta, Hymenoptera, Eulophidae.